GAUGCCCUAGAUUUAGAAUUUCAGAUUACAGAUUAAUCUUUCUAAGAUUCUUUUUCCCUUAAGACUAAUAGACCAAUCUUAUUAAGAUCAAGAUAAUCUUUAUAGACCUUAUGUCAGAUGCCCAAUAUUAAAUAUUUGUUUUAUCAACCUAGCUGUAAUUGAGUCCCUAGAUUUUUCUAAAUUAUUUUAAAACAGAGAGACAUUUAAGAGCUUUAUUCCCCUUUAUAUAUAAGAGCUUUGUUCCCUUUUUAGAUUGUUCGUUUAUUUUAAGAGCCAAUUCAAUUAGAAUAUUUCUUUUAUAUUAAAGAAAGGUUUUUUGAAGUCAAAAUUAAAGAGUAAUAAUAAUUCCUUAUAAUACCAGAAUAAAAUCUAGACUAAAGAGAGAUACUUAUAUACUUUUUUGUUGAUUAGUCAAAAAUGCUAAAAAUUCCUUUUUUUAUUUAAGAAUAAUGAUUUGAAUUUACAUCCUGAAUUUUUCUUACUCAAUCCAAAAGAAUAGAUCUUAAUUUUUAAUAAUUAGAUUCUUAACUAUCCUUUAAAAAAAGAAACUUUAUAACUUUAUAAAAUCUAUUAUAAGAAUAGUGAUGAUGCUUUUUUUUAAGAAUAAUGAAUAAAUUCGUCCCUUGUG
Messenger RNA from Paramecium sonneborni, 628 nucleotides. The record is from the annotation of a GenBank genome assembly. NCBI's taxonomy places the organism in Eukaryota, Ciliophora, Oligohymenophorea, Peniculida, Parameciidae.